CCUUACAUUUCAAUAAUGUAAGUAAGAAAGAGAGCGGUGUUACGGAUUUUCUGUCAGGCACAUUAGAGGGCACCUCAGUCAAAUGACGAGGGUCCUUCAACAACCCGGAAGUCUGGCUUCCACAUGUUUUUGUGUACGCUCGCCGGUUGCUAAGCGGUGUUAUCACAUUGUAGUCAAUACUUGUGGUGCUUUUAGGCUCAAAAACGAAAUCUAACAGGAUGAAAGUGGUUGCGUUAAUAAGUGGGGGCAAAGACAGCUGCUACAACAUGAUGCAGUGUGUUGCUGCUGGGCACCGGAUCGUAGCUCUGGCCAACCUGCGCCCUGCUCACACAGAUGAAUUGGACAGCUACAUGUACCAGACGGUGGGCCACCAGGCUAUAGAACUGUAUGCCGAUGCCAUGGACUUACCUCUAUAUAGACGCACCAUCCAGGGAUCCAGCCUGGACACUAGCAGAAACUACAGAGAGACAGAGGGAGAUGAGGUAGAGGACCUUUAUCAGCUGCUGCACCUUGUGAAGGAAAAGGAGGGCGUCGAAGCGGUGUCAGUAGGGGCCAUUCUCUCUGAUUACCAGAGGGUCCGGGUGGAGAAUGUAUGUUUGCGGCUUGGUUUGCAGCCAUUGGCCUACCUGUGGCGGCGAGACCAAGAGUCCUUGCUCUCUGAGAUGAUAUCAUCAGACCUUCAUGCGAUCCUCAUCAAAGUUGCUGCUUUCGGCCUGGAUCCAGAGAAGCACUUAGGAAAACCUCUGGCUGACAUGGAGCCCUACUUGAAACAGCUCUCCCAGAAGUAUGGAGUCCAUAUAUGUGGGGAAGGAGGUGAAUAUGAAACCUUCACCCUUGAUUGUCCUCUCUUCAAAAAGAAGAUCGUUAUUGAUGGGGCAGAGACGGUGAUCCACUCAGCAGAUGCCUUUGCACCGGUUGGCUACCUGCGCUUCACUAAAAUGCACACGGAGAGCAAAGACACCGAUGUGGUGGCGAGAGCUUUGCCCCAUGGUAGUUGUCCUUGCCAAAAUGCCAUUGACAAGAUGACUGAGGAGGUGGAAUAUGCUGAUCAAGCUGAAGACAACCAGCACGAAUUUUCAUCAAACUGUGACCUUAGUUGUCAGUGGGGCCACGACGUCUCUCCAUCUUGCUCUUUAAGAAGUUCCGGAGGUUAUCAGUGGAUCUGUGGCAUCAAUGGCCUGCAGAGCCAAGACUCUGGGAUCCAGGGCCAGACAUCGGUAGCUUUCAUCCAGCUGCAAAGGGAGUUGGACAGCAGGGGCUGGAAGAUGAAGGACAUUGUUCUGGUUCACCUGUACGUAAAAAACAUGGAAGAUUUUGUUGAACUCAAUGCAGUCUAUAAGAAACACUUUGACAUCAACCCUCCAGCCAGGGUGUGUGUCCAGGUGCCUCUACCUGCUGGCCAGCUGCUGCAGAUGGACUGUCUCCUCCAUGACUGGACCGAGCCCCUGGCAGAGGGCUGCUUCAAUCAGAGAGAAGCUCUGCACGUCCAGAGUCUGUCCCACUGGGCCCCAGCCAACAUCGGACCCUACAGCCAGGCCCUCAGAAUCAAUGACGUGGUGUUCUGUUCUGGCCAAAUUGCUUUGGUACCCUGUAAAAUGGAGUUGGUAAAAGCUGCCACCUACACCCAGACUCGCUUGUCCUUCAGCCAUAUGAAGAAGGUUCUGGAAGCUGUGAUUGGCAGCUUGACUCUGGCUCAUGUUGUCCAGGCCCAUUGCUACACUACAAGGCACCAAGACAUCCAGAUCAUCCGUGCCGUCUGGGAGAGCAUGCUGAGAGCCACAGAAGGAGAGAAGGACUUGUUGUGGGACUCUGCGAUCAGACGUGUGCCGUUAUUGGUCAUUGUGGUACCUGCCUUGCCCAAGGGUGCAGCCGUUGAGCUUCAUGCAACUGCAGUUCGUGACGAUCCCACCCAAAGGACUUCCUGUCACGUGACUACAAAGAUAGCCUGUGGAUCUAUAGAGUGUUACACUCUACUGUCUGCUGACAGCCAUAGUGCUUCGCUUUCACUUUUCCUGGCUGUCCAUGGUGAUAACUUGGAGGCCACUGAUGUAAAGCAUGUAACAGAAGAAGUUGGCACUGCAUUCAGGAAAGCCACAAAGAAGAUGGAUGCUAAGCUGGUGCCACAGUGUGCUAGGGUGUUCUUCAAGUGCAGCCACUCACUGGCACAGCAGAUUGUUAAAGGACUUGAGGAAACUUUAAGAAGCUCAGUAGCAGAGUCCAGUCCAUCCAUAGCACUGGUUCCAGUCCUGGACUUGCCUGACUCCCAGAUCUUCCACCUGUCCUGCUGGCUCAGUUUAUAGAAUCUCAGCCAGAGUCAACAGCCAGACUGAAGCCAUACACAGCUCUGGAAUUUAGUGGAGCUUUUCUGGAGGAAGACACUGACAGACUAACACCUAAUGACUUACAACAGGACAUCAGUGAAUGUGGAAAAAGAAAAACGGCGUAACUGCUCAUUAAUGUUUGACUGUUUUUUUUGUUUUACAGCUCGUUGUUGAAAAGCAAAGCCGUAUGCGCCUGCAAGUGGUUUUAACAGUGUGUGGUUUUGAGGAUGUUUUUAGUCCACUUCAGACCCCAGAAUGAAGGCCGGUAAUCCCCUUUGUCCUCCACUGGAGACAUAGACUGCAACAGCUGUUAUUCUACCUCUGAGACAAAGCGUAUGGAACUUCCACAACCUAAAGCUGCGUGCCAAACAACAAGAGACUGGAGUUUGCAAAAGGAGACACUGGUAGUGUCUCAUUCCAUGUAGCGAUAAACUGUAUCCUCUGAUAUGUCAUUGCUUCUGGUAGAAUUUCUUUAAGCACGCUAGCUAACAGCCCUCAUAAAGGCCACAGCUGAAACCAUCUGCUCCACUGCAAACCUAUAGAUUUACUGUGCGACUGGCUUGUGGCUGUUUUAAGUGCAUUAGAAUGAGGUGAGAGUUUUUCUCUGUCUCUCGUGCUCUGUGAGAUUCAAGGUGUGUUAUUAUUGUGUAAUAGGCAAUCAGCACCAAGCACCUGAAAAGAUUAGGCCUCUUUAUGUUUUCUAUUGAUUCUAAGGCUGCCUGGUUAAUAGGAGAAAGACGCUACCACACACAGCUGCAGGGCAUGUGUGUGUCCUGUGAACGUAAAAGUGUGUGUAUUUGGGGUGCAGGGGGUUGUCAGUGGACACAGUGUGACAAUGCGCAAAGAAAAUAACACCAUUAACCAUUGCUCCUGGAGCUUUUCUUUUCUCAAAGAUCAUGAACUGUAUUGAUAAUUUGAGUUGGAAUACAUCUUCACUCCAGCUAUUGUCUUCAUCGCACAUGUGAUGGCGGUGGAGUUGAGUGGGCUUAUCGAUCUUCACCCAACCCACCACGGCGCUGUUUUGAUUGUUGUUAUCAAAAAUUGAACAACAGAGGUGGCCAAUAGAGCCUGAAGAAUUUUAUUGAAGGUUGAAAAAACACAAACAAGCAAUUAUUCAUGAGAGCGAGCCAAUCCCCCAUAAAUACAGAGCGUUUAACUUUCACCUGGUUUUUAAAGGGCCCAACGUCAGGGAAUUUUUUUACCUGUCAAAUGUGUAUCAGUGUUGGGGGUUUUUUGUACGCUGAUUUUUGUGAGUCAAGUAAAUAGCUGUAAAUGUCAUCCACAAAUUUUUGACUGUAUUUUAAUGUUGUCCAUAAAUCUUUAAAUAUACAAAUCUGAAUAAAACAGAGCCAAAGAAGUCUUUCCUAUGUCAUUUUCCUUUUUUUUUUAAAUAUGUGAAUUCCAAGCAACAUGCUACCAAAUCUGUGCUAAACAAACUUGCAUGCUCAGCAGUUUUCUGUUUAUUGCUUUACAAAGGAUAUUGAGAAAUGUAAUUUUAUUGUGCUUUGAAUCCUCUUUUUGAUUGUGAAACAGCGACAGUACAAGGAAUUCCCAUGAAACAAACUGUUAAAAUUCAAGAGUCAGCUUCUCAGUAAAUACAGAGGAGCAGAGCCACUGAAAUUCUUUGCACGGCUACAACUUGUCAAUCACGCGCCAAGCAUUACAUUUCGUCUUUCAGUGGGAAUGUUCUCACAGAGACACAGACGAAGCGGCAAGUAUAUCAUCACAAGCCAAUGCGAUGGCCUAUGGCAGACGCACUUCUUUGUGUCCUUACCACUGUGGUGCCUCACAAAAUGAAUACAGACAGGGUGACAUUUAUUUUUCAAGAGUGUUUUGUCAAAUGUACAUUUUCUACCAAGCUGACCUGCAACCACUCUACAAACAAACUGGCUGUUGUGGCUAAUAUUGUCCUUUGUGCGCAGUGUACCAGCCUCGGGCCCUUGUCAUUGUGGCCUUGCACAUGGACUUUAACUGUGUGUUUCUUCCUCUAGGCAAACCCCGCUGAUGUGUUUGACUCUCUUUCCCCAUAGCAGUGGGCUACAGAGCCCAGCUCGGGAGCGGCCUCUCUGCAUGAGACGCCUCCUCCUCGUAUUGUGGUCUGCUUGCCUCAAUGACUGUGGUUUUGUUUGUUUUGAUGUUUGAAUCCUUUUCCUUUCGUAAUGCAUUGUUUUCGUCCCCUGACGCAUUGUGAAAGGAUGUCUUUAUGGUCACAGCUCUGACUUCAUGAAACUUUCCUCAUGCUCCUGAACUGGGAAGCUGAGACUUGUUAUUAAGUGGUGUUUGCUGCCCUCAUGUGGUCAGCGUAUAAACUGCAAUUUAAACGAGUAAGAGCAACCAGUUUCACUCUUUUCCUAUUAUAUCCUCAGUAAAAUUAUGUGUGAAUUUAGCCAAGCGGGAAUACAGACAGAAUUUAUUUACAUUUACAUCUUAUUUGCAAGAUCACUGAAAUAUUUCUUUCUUUCCACCCACAUUCACAUCAUAUGAAGGUACUGAAAUGCUGAAUCCAUAUCUAAACAGUACGGAAUUGAGUAUCGCUCUUUCCAUACUUUUGUGUUUUCAUUGACUAAUUUAUUUACGCUCAUGCCCAGUCGACAGGUAUUUCAAUAUACAAUAGCAGAAAAAGCACUUGUGAAAGUAAUGCGCUUACAACUGGUUCACUCUGGUCAUUGUAAUAAUGAGCCAGCCUGAAAAUAUCAAACAACAUACCAAAGCUGUAACACUAGAACCCCUGAACAGGAUGCAGUUAAUAACAAUCUAGUUACGCCUGUCAGUAAGGCUAUGCCUGUUGAUUAUAUUCAUUCGUGUCUUAAAUAUGUCAUAUUUAUCAGUUCUUUGUUAGAUAAACAAAAUACUAGAAGACUGAAGAUGAAUGUUAGAUCCAUAAUUUGUUUGAGACACUGUUAUCAUAGUUGUACACCACCACAGUAGAUUUUAAAUUGAAGAAUAUGUCACUGAAGCACAGGAUUCCAGCUUUAAUUCAAUAUUU
Haplochromis burtoni (Burton's mouthbrooder) is the source of this 5307-nucleotide messenger RNA. It is a transcript of the gene dph6, whose product is annotated as diphthamine biosynthesis 6. Bases 219 to 2300 code for a protein of 693 amino acids. Gene Ontology annotation, biological process: protein histidyl modification to diphthamide. Gene Ontology annotation, molecular function: diphthine-ammonia ligase activity. The record is from RefSeq and is a predicted model, not a curated record. Lineage: Eukaryota; Metazoa; Chordata; Actinopteri; Cichliformes; Cichlidae. The transcript is spliced from 15 exons.